Molecule: messenger RNA, 1527 nt
Organism: Xylaria bambusicola
Lineage: Eukaryota; Fungi; Ascomycota; Sordariomycetes; Xylariales; Xylariaceae
Product: pyridoxamine 5'-phosphate oxidase
Exons: 2
Coding region: 592-1398 (268 amino acids)
Biological process (GO): pyridoxine biosynthetic process
Molecular function (GO): FMN binding; pyridoxamine phosphate oxidase activity
Source: RefSeq, a predicted model, not a curated record
ACCUUAUCCAGGUCCCAGCUUUGGAAUUGAUCCUACUGUACUUAUGUAACGUGGGGCUCUCAUGUUUCAAUUACUCCCCUACAAUACCUAGGAGGUAUUUACAUGUCAUAUUAAAUUGAACAGGUAGAAAUCUCCAAAUUGCGGCGACCCGUACAUCUCAGUACCCAGGCAGAAACAUUUCGCUCUCGAGCUCAUUUGAUCAUACCUUCCUAUAGGUAUUAUGUAGCUACCUAGCGAGACUCGCAAGCGACCUUAGGGGCAGCGCGGGGGCUUCCUGAGGCAGGAGUUCAGGACUUCGUGUAAGUAUACGUAAGUAGACAGUAGCCAAUAAUGGUAAUGUCUUGAACCAAUGAAGUUAAUUUUUCUUUGACAAGUAAAACAACAUAGAUAUAGACUAUAAACAAAUAGAAGAAAGUACUCGAACAAAAGCAACCCAUCUUCUCGGGUCUCGUGAUCGUGUGCUUCCUGCGAUGAGCCAAUUGCAGCUCCACAUCCAUUAGUCACCACUCGUACCACUCGGCACUUCAUAUAAGUUAGUACCACUGCCUCUCCCUUAAACAAAUAAAAAGGCAGAGACGAAUUCUAAGUUUCAUGCAUCCCUCCAUCUCGAAACUUAUAAGAUCGUCAGGUAGGAUGGCACUGCAUUCCGCGAGCGGGGGCAGUGCGAAAUACAUCUUCGCACCGGCGGGGAAAGAAGCCCACGGUCAAGCAGACCAGUUCACAAAAGCAGCUCUCACGCGCGCCGAUCUCGACGCGACGUCACCAGUCCGGCAGUUCCACGCCUGGUUCGCAACAGCUCAGCAAUCAGGUCGCGUAGCACACCCGGAGACAUGCUGUCUCGCGACGGCGUCGCUGCCGUCAGGCCGAGUGUCUUCGCGCAUGGUGUAUCUCAAGGAGCUUGACGCCGAGGGCUUCGUGAUCUACAGCAACUUCGGCACGAGCCGCAAGGCGCGCGAUCUCGCCUCCAAUCCCUGGGCUAGCCUGACCUUCUGGUGGGAGGAGCUCGAGCGACAGGUCCGUGUCGAAGGGCCCGCCACGAGGCUCUCGCGCGAGGAUAGCCAGAAGUAUUUCGAUACGCGGGUGCGUGAGAGCAGGAUCGGGGCCUGGGCGAGUCGGCAGAGCCAAGUCUUGACGCCUGGUGCUAGUACUGGCACGGCUGAGGGCGGUGAUGACGGUAGGGAAGAACUUGAGGGCUGGGUGAAGGAGGUUGAAGAGAGGUUCGAGGGACAGGAACAUAUACCUAUUCCGGAAUUCUGGGGUGGCUUGAGGAUCGUGCCAGAGUCGGUCGAGUUCUGGCAGGGUCGCCAGAGCAGGUUGCAUGACCGAUUCGUCUACACAAAGAAGGACUCUACUCCGGGUGGGAGUGACGAAUGGGUUCUAGAGAGGCUCAGCCCAUGAUGAUAUGAUGAAUAGCAUAUAAUAUUGGGGUAAAACAGCUGUAGCAGUGAAUGAAUAGAGACUACGUCAGAAUAAUAGAGAUUAACGUUAUACAGCGUCAAGAAGCAAUAUCAACUUCCCAUACAUGAA